AUGGCUGGAGGUUAUGAGCGGGUGAAUGCCCACGACGAAGACGACUUCGCCGCCCCCAACUCGGCACCACCAAGAAGACAAUCACAACCCAUUCCCAACUCGCCACCGCCGUCUUUCCACUCGAGAGGAUCAUCGCGAGAACGUCGCCCCGUUGACCCGACCCUUGCCGACGCAUUCGAUACCGAUGGCGACGACAGCGAUGACGACGCCGAUGAUCGUCAGCGUCUAGUCCGCCGCGACUCCGCCCAGGCUUCUGCCGCAUCACGUAAUCCAUCUUCUGACUCGAGACCCAAUCCCGAGAGAAAUGUCACGCAGCUUCCCCCGACCACUGCGACGCCAGGCGGCCCUACGACGCCGUUCCGCAUUUACGGUAGCGGAAUUCAGAAUGAGGGCGUAUUCUCCAACCUGACGGCGAAGCCCGAGCGCGGAAGCGAGGUCAAAGAGGAGCAGCCUCCGACGUAUGAGCAAGCAGCCGCCGAUGCGGCGCCCCCUUACUGGGAAACGACGAUCCUGGCUCCUGGCCUCGGCGGCCCUGACGAAGUCUACAUUGACGGCAUGCCGGUCGGCUCCCUCUUCAGCUUCGUUUGGAACGGCAUGAUUUCCAUGUCCUUCCAGAUCGUUGGCUUCAUUCUCACCUACCUCCUCCACUCGACUCACGCCGCCAAGAACGGAUCACGCGCUGGCCUUGGCAUUACGUUAAUUCAAUAUGGUUUCUACAUGAAGACGCCAACAGAAGGCGACCACCCACCUAAAAUGAACGGCCAGGACGGAUACGCGGCACCCCCCGACCCGAACUCGCACAACUUUGACCCCAACGCCGUGACAGGCGAGGGCGGCGGCGUGGCAGACAUUAGCGGACAGGAGUGGAUUGCGUAUAUUCUCAUGGUCGUGGGCUGGUUUAUCCUCAUCAGGUCGGUAAGCGACUACCUGAAGGCGCGGCGUCACGAGCAGCUGGUCCUCCAGAGCCCGGACCGUGGUCUGCCCGUGCCCAUCAUCGCUGAGGGCGAGUCGACGGAGAGAGUGGUAUAG
Colletotrichum truncatum is the source of this 1029-nucleotide messenger RNA. RefSeq lists its product as uncharacterized. NCBI's taxonomy places the organism in Eukaryota, Fungi, Ascomycota, Sordariomycetes, Glomerellales, Glomerellaceae. Gene Ontology annotation, cellular component: endoplasmic reticulum; perinuclear region of cytoplasm; Golgi apparatus. Gene Ontology annotation, biological process: positive regulation of protein ubiquitination; vacuolar transport; metal ion transport. The record is from RefSeq and is a predicted model, not a curated record.